ACAGAGAGGAAGAACGAAAGGAAAGAAAGAAAGAAAGCGUAGAGGGGGGGCAGAGGAAGGAGCCCUAAUGAAUUCAACGUCGCUGUGUUGGCGCGAAUGCGACCGCUUACUUAGCAAUUAAAAGAUUUUCAUUGUGAUUUUGGUCAGAUUUUGUGAUUGGCCGCCGCUUUUCUUUCACCUCCAACAGUCGGCGACGUAUUCAGCUAGCUUCGUUAGCACCUUAUUUAUCAUUGUCACAUUAAUCUGCUCCCCCUCUUUUCUUUCCUCCGGCGGUCGGAGUCACGGUACUAAUAAUAACUGAGGAGCACCGGGACAAUAGAGGAGUAUUUCCCUGGAAGAAAACGAUAAGUCACAGCUGUAAAAAAAAAAUAAAAAUGGGGAGGAAAUCCAACAAAGCGAAGGAGAAGAAAGCCCGGCGUCUGGAGGAGAGGGCAGCGAUGGACGCCGUGUGUGCAAAGGUGGACGCAGCCAAUAAGCUUGACGAUCCUCUGGCUGCUUUCCCAGCCUUCAAAAAGUACGACAGACAUGGGUUGAACCUGCAGAUAGAGUGCAAGAGAGUGACCUCGCUCAACCCGCUGGCCGUGGAGUGGGCCUUCGAACUCACCAGAGCCAACAUGCAGACGCUAUACGAGCAGAGCGAGUGGGGAUGGAAGGAGAGGGAAAAGAGGGAGGAGAUGAACGACGAGAGGGCGUGGUACCUGCUGGCCCGCGACGCAGACUCCACCCCCCUGGCCUUCUCCCACUUCCGAUUCGACGUGGAGUGCGGGGAAGAGGUUUUAUACUGCUACGAAGUGCAGCUGGAGAGCAAAAUGCGGAGGAAAGGGCUCGGAAAGUUCCUCAUCCAGAUACUGCAGCUCAUCGCUAACAGUACGCAGAUGAAGAAGGUGAUGUUGACGGUCUUCAAGCACAACCACGGGGCUUACCAGUUCUUCAGAGAAGCUCUACAAUUCGAGAUCGACGAAACCUCGCCGAGCAUGUCUGGUUGCUGCGGCGACGACUGCUCCUACGAGAUCCUGAGCAGGCGGACCAAACACGGCGAGGCGUCCGCCGGCCACACCCACGGCGGCGGCCACUGCGGCGGCUGCUGCCACUGAUUGGCGACAACUUCCGAAAGCUGUGCGAGUGUGUGGAUGACGGAGCGUUUUUCUGGGUUGGGGGGUUGAACGGCGUCAGAAACGAGCCGCAGGUGGAAGUCCUGAUGCUGAUAAGCUUUUUUUCCAAGAUUCUGUUUUGUGUGUGUUUGUUUUUAUUCCUGCUGCAAAGACGGAAAGCAGCUCAAGCUUUUCUCUCUUCUCCCAACUUACUGACCCGCUCCCUCUUUUUUUCACCUCCAC
This is a messenger RNA of Poecilia latipinna (sailfin molly), 1334 nucleotides long. It is a transcript of the gene naa40, whose product is annotated as N-alpha-acetyltransferase 40, NatD catalytic subunit. NCBI's taxonomy places the organism in Eukaryota, Metazoa, Chordata, Actinopteri, Cyprinodontiformes, Poeciliidae. Gene Ontology annotation, molecular function: histone H2A acetyltransferase activity; protein N-terminal-serine acetyltransferase activity; histone H4 acetyltransferase activity. The transcript is spliced from 8 exons. Gene Ontology annotation, cellular component: nucleus. Bases 375 to 1094 code for a protein of 239 amino acids. The record is from RefSeq and is a predicted model, not a curated record.